Tachyglossus aculeatus (Australian echidna) is the source of this 1784-nucleotide messenger RNA. RefSeq names its product glutathione synthetase (gene GSS). Gene Ontology annotation, molecular function: glutathione synthase activity; ATP binding; glutathione binding. The coding region runs from base 23 to 1447 and encodes 474 amino acids. Gene Ontology annotation, cellular component: cytosol. The record is from RefSeq and is a predicted model, not a curated record. Gene Ontology annotation, biological process: glutathione biosynthetic process. NCBI's taxonomy places the organism in Eukaryota, Metazoa, Chordata, Mammalia, Monotremata, Tachyglossidae. The transcript is spliced from 13 exons.
GGCCUCCCUCAGGGGACUUGCGAUGGCGGCCAGCUGGGCCAGCUCCUUGGCCGAAGGGCCACGUCUGGAGGAGCUGGCGGCCCACGCCACCGACCGUGCCCUGGUAGAGGGGGUGCUGAUGCGGACCGAGGACUCGCCCUGCUCGUCCCACGUUGUGAGUUAUGCUCCGUUCACGUUGUUCCCGUCGGCGGUGCCGAAGGCCCUGCUGGAACAGGCCUACGCGGUGCAGGCCGACUUCAACCGGCUCCUGGACGCGGUCAGCCGCAGCCCGGACUUCCUGGAGCAGACGCUGUCCAGCACCAUCAAAAUGGAUGACUUUGUCGCUCAGCUCUUCAAAAUCUACAAGCAGGUUCUGAAGGAGGGCCUCGCCCAGACGGUGUUCCUGGGACUGAACCGCUCCGAUUACAUGUUCAACCGCGGCACCGACGGCCCCCCAGUUCUGAAGCAAGUGGAGAUCAACACUAUUGCCGCCAGCUUUGGGGGCCUCUCCUCCAAGACCCCCGCGGUUCACCGGUACGUGCUCACCAUGUUGGGCAAGCCCGAGGAAGCAGCCAAAGUCCUUCCCAACAACCCAAGCAAAGGGCUCGCGCUGGGCAUCGCCAAGGCGUGGGAGCUGUACGGCUGCUCCGGGGCAGUCGUGCUGGUCAUCACUCAGGAGAAGGAAAGGAAUAUUUUUGACCACCAUUAUGUGGAGUAUGAGCUGGCUGCCCGGAAUAUCCGUGUGGUCCGGUGCAGGUUUGAAGAUGUCUCUGAAAAAGGGGCUCUGGAUAAGGACCGAAAGCUGUUCCUGGACGGCCAGGAAAUCGCCGUGGUUUACUUCCGGGACGGCUACAUGCCCGCUCAGUACAGCCCUCAGAACUGGGAGGCCCGGCUGCUGCUGGAGAGGUCGUGUGCCGUGAAGUGUCCCGACAUCGCCACCCACCUCGCCGGGACCAAGAAGGUUCAGCAGGAGCUGAGCCGCCCCGGGGUCCUGGAGACGCUGCUGCCCGGCCAGACCGAGUCCAUCGCGCGGCUCCGGGCCACCUUCGUGGGCCUCUAUUCCCUGGACCUGGGAGAAGAAGGAGACCAGGCCGUAGCCCGGGCCAUCGCAGCUCCGGGCCGGUUUGUUCUCAAGCCCCAGAGGGAGGGCGGAGGCAACAACCUGUACGGGGAAGAGAUGAAGCGAGAGCUGGAGAGGCUGAAGGGCAGCGCGGAGCGGGCCUCCUACAUCCUCAUGGAGAAGAUCGAGCCCGAGCCCUUCCGGGCCUGCCUGCUGCGGCCCGGAGCCCCCGUCCGCCUGGCCGACUGCAUCUCAGAGCUCGGCAUCUUCGGGGUCUACGUCAGGCGCGGUGACGAGCUGCUGGUCAACAAGCACGUGGGGCACCUCCUGCGCACCAAGGCCAUCGAGCACGCGGAUGGCGGGGUGGCCGCCGGGGUGGCCGUCCUGGACAACCCGUACCCGGUGUGAGAGCCGGGAGCGCUGGCUCGCCACUUGGGGACUGGGCCCCGCUGCCGCCUCCCGGGGUCCGUUGGGCACCGACCUAUUGGUUCGGUCUGAGCCCUGACCAGCUGGAGGGGGCCGGGGGCCGGGAAGUGCGACCUUGGGGAGGGAGGAGCGAGCCCGGGGACCAAAGGGAAGCGGAAAGCUGGCUGCCCUUUCGGGCUCUGGGGGAGCUGGCGGCAUUGGUGGCGGUGAUGGGAUGGUGGUGGUGGUGGUGGGAUGGUGAUGGUGGCGGGAGCUGUGGCAGUGACUGUCGUAACUCUCACCUACCUCAGCCCCUAAUUAAAGCCGUUGGUUAAAGAUG